GCAAAACUGAAAGUAGAGUAAUCUCCCUUGCAUUGUGAUAUGUUUCACUCUGCUCAAACUUUGUUGUGUUUUACAGCAACGUUUAUCCGGUGUGCGUCUACGAUGUCAGGAAUGAUGAGGGCAGUAACCUUUGAACCCGGAGGUCCAGAGAAACUUGGGAUUGCUUCAGUACCAAUUCCACAACUGAGAGAAAAGGAGGUGUUACUAAAAGUAUACGCCACAGCAAUUAACAGGGCAGACACUCUACAGAGGAAGGGUUUGUAUCCAGCACCCCCUGGAGAAUCUGACAUUCUGGGACUGGAGGCUGUAGGGGUUAUUGAGAAGCUGGGACCUGGAUGUGUCAAGUCCUGGAAGACAGGAGACAGAGUCAUGGCUCUUCUACCUGGUGGAGGGAAUGCAGAAUAUGUAGCCAGUAGGGAGGAGUUGUUGAUGCCUGUCCCUGACAACAUGAAGUUUACACAGGCAGCAGCUAUUCCUGAAGUCUGGCUUACAGCAUUCCAGCUCCUUUUUACUGUUGGUAAACUUAAGAAGAAUGACACCGUCCUGAUCCAUGCUGGUGGUAGUGGGGUCGGCACCGCAGCUGUACAGCUCUGUCGUCAGUACGGAGCUCGAGCCCUAGUGGUCGCCGGCACACAGGAGAAGAUCGACUUCGCUAAAUCUCUGGGGGCAGAGGAGGGGUUUAACUAUAAGGAGGCUGAAUUUGAACCCAAGGUCUUGGAGCACACUCAAGGGAAGGGAGUGGACUUAAUCCUAGACUGUGUAGGAGGUUCCUUCUUCAACCAGAACAUCAACUCCAUAGCAACAGAGGGGACGUGGGUUGUAUAUGGCUUGAUGGGGGGCAGCACAGUCAGUACUGGUGAUCAUUUAGCCAAAAUUUUACGAAAAAGGAUAACAAUAAUUGGCUCAACAUUGAGAGCUAGAUCUGUAGAGUACAAGGAGUUACUUAUCUCAGAUUUUACACAACGUGCUUUACCUCACUUUGGUAGCAGUGAUCUCCGUCCUAUCAUACACACCGUAUUAACACUGGACAGCAUUAAAGAGGCUCACCAAUUAAUGGAGUCUAAUGUAACCACAGGGAAAAUCGUCCUCCAAGUUAGGGAGGAAUCAACUAAGGAGGAGCUAUAGUUAGUCUUAUUGAUAUUGACUUGUAUUCAUAUACUUAUUUAUUAUUUGUAGUUUCAUUUUAUUAUUUAAUAAAGAAUAAUUGAACAUGAUCUCACAGAGAAUUAUAUUUGUAUGGAGUUGUAUGAUGUCAUCCUUUAAUUAAUGGAAUUCAAUGAGAUGUAGUUACAUUUUGUCAUUUAAUAAAAAAAAAUGUAAAGUU
Molecule: messenger RNA, 1324 nt
Organism: Saccostrea echinata
Lineage: Eukaryota; Metazoa; Mollusca; Bivalvia; Ostreida; Ostreidae
Product: quinone oxidoreductase PIG3-like
Exons: 8
Coding region: 40-1125 (361 amino acids)
Molecular function (GO): NADPH binding; quinone binding; quinone reductase (NADPH) activity
Source: RefSeq, a predicted model, not a curated record